Messenger RNA from Rhododendron vialii, 603 nucleotides. Its product is annotated as DEAD-box ATP-dependent RNA helicase 10-like. Lineage: Eukaryota; Viridiplantae; Streptophyta; Magnoliopsida; Ericales; Ericaceae. The transcript is spliced from 6 exons. The record is from RefSeq and is a predicted model, not a curated record. The coding region runs from base 66 to 572 and encodes 168 amino acids.
UGUCGGGUAGCAAAUGCCGGAUUGUGCAGCCUUGGUGGAGCCCUCCCAAGUUUAAAAGUUCAAACAUGGCAGAGGACGAACAUGUACAACUGGUGAAUUCAUUCAAUGAUCUUGGACUAUGUCUGUGUGAAGGUAUCCAGAGGGCUUGUCUGAGGAAUCCUGUGAAGAUUGAGGCUGCGUCUAAAUAUUCCACUGUUGGAACCGUAACGCAACUGUGUUGCUUCGUGCCUUCGAAGCACAAGGAUUGCUAUCUCGUAUAUCUUCUGACUGAGAUGUCUGGAAGUACAUCAAUGGUUUUUACUCGAACAAGUGAUUCAACAUGCCUUUUGGCUCAAAUGCUUCGAAACCUUGGGCUAAAAGCCAUACAAAUUUAUGGUCAAAUGAGCCAGCAUUCGCAGUAUGCCCUCACCUUGUUUCAUUCAUGGCAAGCCAAAAGAUUGGGAGGCUUAAAGAAGUUCAACGCUGGGAAGUGUAAUAUCCUUGUGUGCACUGAUGUGGGCAUGAGAGAGAUUGACAUUCGACGUGCGGAUUUGGUUAUCAAUUAUGAUAUCCCCUCAAAUUCCAAGCCGUAAAUGUUAAUCCAUGGGCAAGUCUUCUUAAGAC